Molecule: messenger RNA, 8115 nt
Organism: Zootoca vivipara (common lizard)
Lineage: Eukaryota; Metazoa; Chordata; Lepidosauria; Squamata; Lacertidae
Gene: GATA4
Product: GATA binding protein 4
Biological process (GO): cell fate commitment; negative regulation of transcription by RNA polymerase II; positive regulation of transcription by RNA polymerase II
Cellular component (GO): nucleus
Molecular function (GO): RNA polymerase II cis-regulatory region sequence-specific DNA binding; zinc ion binding; DNA-binding transcription factor activity, RNA polymerase II-specific
Source: RefSeq, a predicted model, not a curated record
UGCUGCUCCUGCGGCCGCCCGAAGCAGGCAGCUUUCAGAGACGGGCCAGGAGCCUCCCGCGGGCCACUUGCGGGCUUUCUCAGCGGGGUGACCGGCGUGAUCAAGGCUCCCUGGCCCCCGGAGCGCGAGCGUUGACACAGCAGGCUGCGCCUCGGCGCUGCUCCAGAGUGGAACCGGCUUCGCGGGGAAGGGAGCCCGUCAGCCCGACUCGGAGCAAGCAAACGGAGACGGAGGAAAGCAGGUGUGAACCAGGCCCGGGAGGGAGAGGAGGAUGCCAGACCAAGGAAGCCACAGCUGGCUCUGAUGCAUGGAAACACCUUGAAGAAAAAGGGUGCAUCUUCCUGUUAGGACCCAGAAAACUGCUUCCCCACCCUAUCCUCUCAUCCUGGACCUGGCUGGGAACGGCACUGUCACCUCCUACCCUGAUUUUUGGAGGUAGACUCUCUCUUCCUCUUAACCCCCUUGGAUCUCGCCUGCUCCUCCAGAGAUGUACCAGAGCUUAGCCAUGGCUGCCAACCAUUGCCCUCAGGCCUACGAAGGGGCGAGUGGCUUCAUGCACGGUGCGGCUGCCACUUCUCCCGUCUACAUCCCUACCACGAGAGUCGGCACUAUGAUUCCCAGCCUGCCUUACCUCCAGGGGUCUGCCUCAUCGCAGCAAGGCAGCCCCUCCGCCCACUCCAUCUGGACUCAGCCCGGAGCCGAGAGCGCCUCGUAUAACCCCAGCUCAACGCACCCGUCCGUCUCGCCCAGGUUCUCCUUCGCCGCCGGCUCCCCCAUCCCGACCACCACCUCCAGAGAGGGGGCCACGUACAGCAACCCCCUCAGCAUCACGGCCAACAGCAGGGAACAAUACGCCCGCAGUUUCAGUGGAUCUUACUCCAGCCCCUACCCAGCGAGCUACAUGACCCCAGAGCUGGGGGCCACUUGGACUUCCUCGCCUUUCGACAACCCCAUGCUCCAUAACCUCCAGAAUCGGGGGACCCCAGGUGGGGCAAGACACCCCAACCUAGAUUUUUAUGAUGAUUACUCCGAAGGCCGGGAAUGCGUCAACUGCGGAGCGAUGUCCACCCCGCUGUGGCGAAGAGACGGCACCGGCCAUUACCUGUGCAAUGCUUGCGGUCUCUACCACAAGAUAAACGGCAUUAACCGACCGCUGAUCAAACCCCAGAGGAGGCUGUCGGCUUCCCGUCGGAUCGGACUCUCAUGCGCCAAUUGCCAUACCACUACGACCACGCUGUGGCGCCGGAAUGCAGAAGGCGAGCCGGUCUGUAACGCCUGCGGUUUAUACAUGAAGCUCCACGGGGUCCCGAGGCCUUUAGCAAUGCGGAAGGAAGGGAUCCAGACCAGGAAGCGGAAACCAAAGAAUUUAAACAAAUCCAAGGCGCCAACAGGGACUGCCAGUAGCGACAGCCUUCCCUCUUCCAUCAGCUCUGCUCCCUGCACCAGCACGACAACCACCACAACUGCCGUGGAAGAAAUGCGCCCCAUCAAAAUGGAACCAGGGAUCUCCUCUCAUUAUGGGCAUACGGCGCCCAUUCCACAGGCAUUCUCAGUCUCUGCCAUGUCUGGACAUGGACCUGCUCUUCACUCUGCCAUGCCGAGCCUCAAACUUUCCCCACAAAGCUACCCGGCAGCUAUGAGCCAGUCUCCGCAGCCCAGCUCCAAGCAAGACUCCUGGAACAGUCUGGUCCUGGGCGAAAGCCAUGGAGACAUUAUCACGGCAUAACAAUCUCUGCCCUGCAGCUUCAGGCUUGGGAUACGAAGGCAUCUUCCCACCAUCAGACAUGCCUUUGUUUUCUUUUGCUUGCUUUCGUCAGCCAAUUUCCUGAGGGCUGUAGAUCCCGAUCCGAGGGCCGGGCACACGCCGUCCCUCGAAAGCCUCUCCGAGGCGCAUUCUUUCUCGCGAAGGAUUCUGGGUGCUGUGGUUCAUCCCUCACAGAGUCGGGAUUCCCAGCAACCUUUGGCGAACUACCAUGCCCAGAAUUCUUUGAGGGGAACAAAUAUGCUUUGGAGGUGAUCUGUGUACACAACCAUUCCAGAUUGUGCUAUCGAAAGGUUUUGUUUGGAGGCUUGCUUUGAAAACGCUUCUGUGAAGUUGCCGCCACGCUUGGAACGAACGAGGUCUUCAGUUGCUUCAGAGCUUCGAAUGCCUUCAGGGAAACUGACAGAAACUCCAGUUAAAAGUAUGUAUACACUUGCCCAAAUCUGGCCCUGCAGUCUUCGACAGCACUCUUGUUGCCUUUUGCUAUCUAUUAAAAUUCCCCGCUCUGGCCCAACAGGAGGAGAAAAGAUUCCUUUGCACUGGCAUUCCCUGGAAUAUAGAAUCAUAGAACCAAGAGAAUUUUAGAGUUGGCAGGGACCCCAAAGGAUCAUCUAGUCCAACCCCCUGCAAUGCAGGAAUGGUGAUCAUUUCCAAGAUGAUUCCCGGGGGCAGGCUUUGGCUGUGUGGAUGGGUUUUCCAGACAUCUGAUCCUCAUUGAAAUACCCAAAGGCCAGAUAACUGCAAGAUUAUGCCGCCGAGCUGUCCACAAAUCUAUCCCCUCUGACGGAUCUUUCACCUUGCCCAAUGUCCCUGGAAAGGCAACCAGGUUUUUUCCACACAGCUGAAUGAUCGAGUCUUGAAAAAGCAAAGCGAUGGACAUGAAUUGUGCAAGAGGAGAAGAGAGAAUAUGUGGACCAAACAAUACCCCAAUACUUACGAGUGAUGGGGGGGCGGUCAGCGGCUGGCAACCCCCAUGGACAGAUCUGGCUCCUCUCAGUGGUGAUAUUUGCCCACUUGGAUACCAGCAGUCGAUUCUUUGAAACGAGGGGUGAGCAGACUCACGAGGGACUAGUUGGGGUGUUAUCCCUCCAUGUCCCCCGUUCGAUUGUCAAAACGUACCCACCCACAACGCAAAAGAACCCUUGUUGCUGGUCAGGACACUCGGGUUACGGUCGCCGAUGACUGCAACGCUGAAUGAAUACUUAAGAUUUAUUUUGGGUUUUCUCCUUCCCUGAAUGGAGGACUGCAAUCCCAUAAUAAGCCAGGAUGGAAAAGGAGCUGCCUUGUGCAGCAAAUGCCACAGAUAAACACUAAGUGAAAGACUUCAGGGUCUGGGAAAAGACACGAGAGCUGUUUUGAAAAGCGUGGAACAGAGUUGCCGGGUUCUGGAUACCACGGCUAGUGACUCUUGCCAGAGGAAUCUCUUGCAUCCAGCAGUUUUGCAACUGCCUGCACUGUGCCAGUGUUAAUUUAAUUGCUUUUCUGACAUCUGGAUUAUGCCUCCUCCUCUUCCUCCUCUCCAUACCCAUUGCUAUCAAUAAAACUUAUUUUUAUUAUUUUCAAAGCAGCUGUGCCAGGGUUCCCACCAGGAAUGGAUCCGAAAGAGGGACUUCCUACCGCCCUUAGGAACACAGGAAGCUACCUGAGUCAGGCGGCUGCUCCAUCUGUCUCAGUACUGUUGACACGGACUGGCAGCAGCUAUCUCCAGGAUCUGCAGACUGGGGUCUCGACCAGCCCUAUCUGGAGAUGCUGGGGAUUCAUAGAAUCUUAGAGGUGGAAGGGACCCAAGGGUCAUCUAGUCCAACCCCCUGCAAUGCAGGAAUCACAGCUAAAGUACCCAUGACAGAUGGUCAUCCAACCUCUGCUUAAAAACCUCCAAGGAAGGAGAGUCCACCACCUCUUGUGGGAAUCUGUUCCACUGCUAAACAGCUCUGACUGCCAGAAAGGUUCCGAAUGUUUAGUCGGAAUCUCCUUUCUUCUAAUCUAACUUGAAGCCAUUGGCCUGAGUCCUACCCUCCAGAGCAGGAGAAAACAAGCUUGUUCCCUCUUCCAUGUGACAGCUCUUUAAAUAUUUGAAGGUGGCUCUCAUACAUAGCUGUCAACCCUCCCUUUUUUGCAGGAAACUCCCUUAUUCCAAGCCACAGCUGUCAACCUUCCCUUUUUUUUGCUGGAAAUUUCCUUAUUCCAGCGCCGUUUCCCACUGCUAUCCUGGAUUGUUAGAUAUACUGUAGACUGUCCCCGGGACAGGUGAGGCUGCUGAUCCCUUAUUUUCAAAUCCGAAAGUUGACAGCUAUGCUCUCCUAUCUCCGUCUCCUCUUUUCCAGGCUAAACAUACCCAGCUCCUUCAACCGUUCCUCAUAAGGUAUGGUUUCCAGACCCUUGAUCAUCUUGGUCGCCCUCCUCUGCGCACCUUCCAGCAUGUCAAUAUCCUUCUUAAAUUGUGGUGCCCAGAAUUGGACACAGUAUUCCAGGUGUGGUCUGACCAAGGCAGAAUAGAGUGGGACUAUUACUUCCCUUUGAUCGAACCUUGGCCCUUCUGCAUGCAAUGGACUCCCCAGAUUAAAAUCUCUUUCAUUCUCACACAAAACGCUCUUGCUUUUUUGAAAGGAAGAGGUGGAAUGUGGGUCACAGGUGGCGCAGUCCUUAAACAGCAGCUCGCUUGAUCGGUGAUCAGCUUUGUUGGGACACAACAAUUACCGUCAUUUAACCAACACUAAUCCUGGCCUGUUUAAAAACAAUAUUGCAAAGCUGCUGUUUAACAUUCCCACUCCUGCAAACAUCAAGGAGCUAUAAAGCUCUUGAGCCGAUUUAAACCAAAGCAAGCCCAGUCUUGCCUAUCUGAAAGCAAACAGAAUGGCUUUAUUAAGCUUAAUCCUCAAAGCUUUUCGGUGCAUUUUACACUUGACCUUGUUCGAUUUGGCCCUCCUUUGCAAAUCUCACAGGCUCCAGACUGUAAUCAAUUGAUGGAGAAGAUGGGUCAGCUCAAUCUUUAGAUUAAAGUGUUUCAGUCAUGGAGGGCGCAUUUUGUGUACAGAAGAUUUGAUCCCCGGCAUGGCUAGUUACCUGAAUCGGAUGGCAAGUGGUAGAGGAGAUAUGAGAGUCCCUGGAUCAACGUCUUUGGACUACAACUCCCAUCAGCCGCUGGAGGGCACCACCUUGGCAAAUGCUGCCCUAGAGAGCUGCUGCCCAUCAGACAAUACUAAUCUAGAUGGACAUAAACACCUUUCCAGUUAUAGCCUUCAGUUCUGCCUUGAAGAGAACUUUUGUCUGGGGCCACGGUUUGGACGUUUAACUGAGGCCGCAAACCUUGUGCGACUCGCCCAGCCGAACCCUGGCUGGCGUUCUUCCUCAGUGGCGCUCCCGUCAAUCUGGAGGCAGCGUUUGGUUAGCAAGCCACAAGUUGGAUCUGCUGGUGCCCAGCGCUGAAACGAUGACAUGGUGGCAAGGGGCUUUCUUGCAGGAACGUUCUUAGAAGGCAGACCUAUGCUUUUUGCCUAAUGUCCAUGCAUUUCAUAAAGGGCCCACUUACAUUUUCCUCCAAUAUUUCAGGUGCUAGGGAGCCCCAAGACACCUGACCCCCUUCUGCCACCAAAUGAACAUUAAUUAAAACACAUCGCAGCUUUUGUAAAAUCUCUGCCAAACCCUUUGUGGCAGUUUAAUGCAGCUCAUUCUCCUUUCCUGAAAGAUACAGUAGUCUUUCUGCCAUGGUAGGCAUUUGUGAGGGCCAGAUCUUGGGCAUUAUUAAGUUUAAUAAUUUACAUUGCUGAGGGCUGUUGUUCCUUCCCUGCAACGUGAAAAAAAUAGCCUUUGCAGCCUCUGUGGCUGUCACACGUGCGAGGAUGCUCAUAAGAAGAACUCAUGCUAUAACUUCUUCCCUGCUAAACAUUCCAGGAACUGUAGCAGCUGGGGAGGCUGCAAAUUAUUUACAUGUGCAAGCACCAUGUAACAAAAAUGGGAAGACCAACCUUCAAACCACAUCUAAAAACUUAGCCCUUCCCCAGGUUUUCGGGUUUGAAACCUCUACACCUCAACCCAAAUGUCCAGCAGAACAUUGGUUGUCAUUUUUGGAAUGGAAUUAAGACUUUUUGGAAUGGAAUUAAGAUUUAUAAACCUCUUGGUAUGUUGUCUUUUGGUUAAAAGAAAACAAUAAAAUAUAGAUACAGUAAAAUGAAAGGAGAAUUCCCUGGAUGCCUGCUCCAGGUUUGGGGCAAGUACUCUUUCGUGAGAGAGCCCCAGCAGAAAUUUAAAAUCACAAAAGCAUGCAGCAAAGUCAAGCGUGGAAAUGGAGCCUUUAAAAUAUCCGCUUCUAAGUUGCUUCCAAAGUCUCCCGAUUCCCUUAGCAUAGAAAAGGACCACACAUUUGGCAAGUCAAAAAUGGUUUACUUACAAACUCUUCAAAGGUCAGAUUCAUGUGCUUUUCCAUACAUCAGUCAGAAAACACGGGCAGCAAAAUUUAAGAUUGGAACUGAUCUUAAUAUGAGAUGGUGGUGAAAGUUCCUAAAUGUGGUGAAAGUUCCUAAAUUAAUUGUAUAAAAACACAAAGAUGGCUUGCUUAAGCCUCGUAGAUUCCUUACCGGAAGGGUUUACAUGAUACACAUGUGGUGGAAAGUGGGAGAACAAAGAUUUGGUAGCCCUUUGAAUGUGAGCAGAGGUGACCUAGUCAAACCUUGUAGGACAGCAUACACUAUGGUCUUAAUCCCUCCAUGCAUUAAUUCGAGUUGAGCACGUUGGUUACAAAACCCAGGGGACAGUGCCAGGGUUUGGCCGCAUUUUCAUUUUUUAAAAAAUCAUCUUUUGUAUCAUUCAGAUGCUUCUCUGACUAAGGGACCCUCCUUUUGCACAUAGGUGGAGCAUGCCGAGAUCUGCGGAGACGGAAUUGGCACGCACGUUUCAUCCUACAGGGAUGUUUUUUCCUUUUCUUUUUAAUAUAGUACGUUACUCAAAAUAUGCACUGAAAAUUUAUCCUGUGUUCCAGCUCCAGCCAUUUCCGGAGGCUUAUUAUGGGGUGCAGGAAUUGUCCUUGCUCUGACAGCUGGUCUGGGGAGAGGGGUGGCUUCUCCUCCUGGAGAGGAGGCAAAAGACAGGCAGGGACCUGAUGCAUCCCCAGAGGGAGGUGCCAUCCAUCAGUUUACGGGGAAAAGAAAUUGCUUUCUGAAAUUAUGAAAGGUGUGAAAUUCUUGUGGCUUUUUGCUGUGCAUACCUUACUCUCAGGGUGACUGAGGGGUUUGCGGGGAGUUUAUUUCCUUCUGCAAAAGAGUGUACUGCAUUUUUCAGCCUUGCUGUUUGCCUGUACGUAUUUCCCUAAACCUCAUGGCAUUCUCAACUUGGCUUUCUCAUUUGCACAAGAAGGUUAGGUACCCUCUAUUCUGCAACUGCUCUUUUUUGUUGGUUUUUUUUUUGCAUGAAAUUUUAUUAACUUUUAAACAAAUCCAUGUGGAUUUUAAAAAAAGUAAAGGGGAGGACUUCCCUUAAAAACAAAAUCAGCAGGCACCCUGAUCUCCAGCUGGCUUCCCCAGUUUUCUAUGCUUCAAUUAGUGCCUGGGGUAGAUGUCAUAAGUAAGGCAUUGCAUGGGGGUGGACUAGAUGACCCUUCGGAUCUCUUCCAACUCUACAGUUCUAUGAAUCUGUGACACUUCCCAUUGUGCUUUUCUUAAAAAUAAAUCAGGAAGCUCAGGUAACCAGGUAGGCUGCAGAGCUCUGGAGAAAUGUCGAAAGGGGAAGUGACCCUCUCCGUUGUUUUCAUCACUCUGUGCCAAGAAACGCUCCACCUGUUGAACUUCCAAGUAUUUUAUUUUACAAAAGAAGUGACAGCCAAAUUUUGAUGUGUUCUAGGUGAGCCAUCCUGGAGCUUAGCUGAGGAUGCAGACCUGUGCCUUUACCACGCCAGGCUGCAGGAGGGAGGUUGUAUUAGGCAAGACUUCCACCAUGCUGUAAAUAAAUAAGUUAACAAGACACCCCCCCUGCAAUUAGAAAACUAGUUUAUCAGGGAGAGGGCUGGGGCGGGAUAUUUCUCCCUGACAUGCUACUUUUCUAUGUGCAGAGAGUUUGAAGCAUUUGAUUGUGUGAGCCCCCACCUUUGGUGGAAGUGCUGGAGUCCAGAAACAAGGUUGACCACCUCAAGUUGAACUACUUUGAACUGUAAGUUGAACUACUUUGAACGUAGUUCACCCUAGUUGGCAGCCCUGGAUGGUUAGGCUAGCUAGGGGAAAUGACCAGCAUCUUCGGGCCAAAAAACUGGUUGGUAACCUUAAGUGACAUUCAUACUAUUUCUUUAAUAAUAAUAAUAAUAAAAAAAAAACAAUCCAUGUAUUUUUAGCAUGAUAAGUGUCUGUGGAAAGGUGCUGUUCCAAGAA